UUUACUCUGCCGCCACCGGAACCGGCCCCCGGCGUCCUACUAUAUAUAUACAACACUCGCCGACUCCCAACAUCCACCAUUGCAUUUGGCAAAGCAAUCAUAUAUCAUAACAUUAGCAAAGAAAGGAAGAAACUUUCAGAGCUUUUCUACAUUUUUAAGCAGCUGGGAAGAAAGCCCACCAACCAAAGCUCAGGAUAGCCCCCCAUUUUUCUGUUCUGGUCGCCUAUAUUUCUGAUUAAGAAGAAAGAAUAUUGGAUCUGAAACAGUAAUGGAGGGUGGGUUUUUGACCGAGAUGCCGAAGGGUCUUGAGAUUGAUCGAUCCUUGGGGGCACGUAAUCAGCCUGUAGUGGAGGCUGUUGGAUCUGGCAGCUUUGGCUGCUCGCAUUACAGAAGGAACUGCAAGAUCAGAGCUCCAUGUUGUAAUGAGGUCUUUGAUUGCAGACAUUGUCACAAUGAAGCAAAGAAUUCUAUAGACACGAAACCUGAUGAUCGGCAUGAUGUCCCGAGGCACGAAGUGAAGAAGAUCAUAUGCUCGCGGUGUGGCACUGAACAAGAUGUUCAGCAGAACUGCAUAAAUUGCGGGGUUUGCAUGGGGAAGUACUUCUGUGCAAAGUGCAAAUUCUUCGAUGAUGAUAUUUCAAAGCUGCAAUACCACUGUGAUGAAUGUGGCAUCUGCAGAACUGGAGGCAAGGAGAACUUUUUCCAUUGCAAGAAAUGCGGAUGCUGUUAUUCGAAGUCAAUGAGGGAUGCGCAUCAAUGCGUGGAGAGAGCAAUGCACCACAACUGCCCCGUUUGCUUUGAGUUCCUGUUUGAUACAAUGAAAGACAUAACAGUCUUGCCCUGCGGGCACACUAUACAUCUUGAAUGUCUGAAAGAAAUGGAGCAGCAUUACAGGUAUUCCUGCCCAGUUUGCUCCAAGUCCAUCUGCGACAUGUCCAAUUUGUGGAGAAAGCUUGAUCAAGAGAUUGAGAAAACACCAAUGCCUGCAAUGUACCAAAACAAAAUGGUAUGGAUUCUUUGCAAUGACUGUGGAAUACAAUCCCAAGUUCAGUUCCACGUUGUAGCACACAAGUGCCAGAGUUGCAGGUCGUACAAUACACGGCAGACUCGGGGCGGCCCCCAGGACUCCUCCCGCUCAAUGGGGGUGUCCAAGAUGCUGAGAUAAUGAAUUUGGUGGCGAUGCUGCUGUAUUUGGGCUUGACCCGGUUGAUUCUCUUCAAUAAUCCGCAUAAUUCGAAAUUGUAGCGGUAGGUGAAAACUUAGGAAAACCGAGGGUCGGGAGGGAAUCUUGUUUCCCCAGGAAGGGAAAACAAAUUUUUCUUGUCCUUUUUCCUCUAAUUGUCGUGUACGCAGUACACUUGUACAGUUUAUUCACCUUAUUUAGAUUCCUUAGAUUAUUAAUAGAAUAUGAUGAGAUAUCUAAUGCUGCAAUAUUUGCAGCAUGACAAAUGUAUUAGCCACCUAUGUUGAAUAAAGUUCCAUCUUCGGAACCAA
Messenger RNA from Punica granatum (pomegranate), 1494 nucleotides. Lineage: Eukaryota; Viridiplantae; Streptophyta; Magnoliopsida; Myrtales; Lythraceae. The record is from RefSeq and is a predicted model, not a curated record.